UGCUUGUGUACAAUUAUGACCACAUCCACAUUCAUGCCAAAACUGAGAUGUUCUCAAAAUGCAUUCCUUUCUCAGAAUAGCACAGCAGCUACUACAGGGCUUAUAUUAAAUUCCGUUGUUCCAUUUCAAGGGCAUAAAGAAGAAUUGGUUAUCCCAAGAAGAAAAACUUGGGAUAAGUUAGCAGUUCUACAGGCACUUGCAUCUACUGUGAAUAGAGAUCCCACUGCUGCUCAUUACUUAUUCCAGGAUGACCCUUAUCUUAUUCCAAAAACAUCUGCUGAGUUUCGAGUGUAUUCAUUAUCUCAAGAAUCUGGGAGGAGUGCUGCCAGGUACAUUUUUAAUAACUACCCAACAUUUUUUGAGAAGAACAGAGCUGAGCCACUCAUACCGUGUCUAAUGCCUCAAAACCUUGAACCACAGAUUGGUGAUGUGAGUGAGGCUGCUCUUAAGGAGAGGAUUCAGCUCAGAAGAGUUAAAGAUGCUGUUGAUGUAUAUGACCAGUUAGUACAAGCAGGAACACAGUUGUCGCUUGAAACAAUGAACAGCCUUUUGGACUUGAUUUGUUACUAUGGGGACAGAGACCCAGUAGUUGAAGAUCAGCUGGAGUCAAAGGAAUCGGAAAAUGAGGUUGAAGUGCAAGAAGAAAAUUCAAAACGAAGAAAGGGGCGUUUUCGUAAGUCAUUUGAGCAGUCUAUCACUUGGAGAGAGAACAAUAAUGCCGAACGUAUCUUUAAUCUCAUGCAAGAAAAAAAUGAACAUUCCUUUUGUACACUUAUCCAAGGAAUGGUUAAGUAUGGCGCAUAUAACAAGGCCUUUAGUGUAUACACAGAUUUGCUGAAUAACAGGAUGAAUGCUGAUGUGCACACUUUUAAUUCCUUGAUCUUGGCAACUCCAGAAGUAAGAGAAAAAUACAAUGAGAGAGGUGAUCUCAUUACAGAUUUGCUCAGACAGAUGGCUGCACAGAAUGUAAAACCUAAUCUUCUGACAUUUAAUAGUGUUCUGAAGAGCCUGCGAAAAUGUGGGGCAUUGGGACGAUCAUACAGCUUGCAGACAUUGAAUGAAAUGAAGGCACUUCAGAUAGAACCCAGCCUUGCAACAUUUGACCAUAUCAUUGGCAUUUUUUACAAAUUUGUUUCACCAGGGAGAGUACAGUCUGAAAUUAUCUAUGAGGUUAUGGAUGAGAUAGAGCAGAAGAAUUUUGUUGCUAGAGAUCCUGACGAUGUAAACUUCUUUGCAAAUGCCAUGAAGGUUUGCUUGGAUCUUAAGGAUGUUGAAUUGGCAUAUCGCCUACACAAGCUGUUGGAAACUGGUGACAACUGGAAGUUACUAGGAGAUUUUUACCACCAGAGUAUUUUUUAUGGAAGAUUCUUUAAUCUUUUGUGCAUGAUGGAGCACAUUGAUGUAGUCCUGAGAUGGUACAGGCAGCUGAUCCCCUCGGCAUCCUUUGCAGAUUGUGCCCUAGACAUCAAAUCCUCUUAUGAGAGUCAAGAUAGAGGUCAGUUUUCCCUUGAGUGGACUGCAAGUGCUUUGGGGAAUAUUACUAAGGUCUUUCUACAGGCAAGAAAAAUUGAAGAGGCCUGGAAAAUGAUUCACUUGUUCAAAGCAAAAAACCGUCUUCCUAGGGAGGAACUGCUGAAUGAAUUUAUGGAUCUUGUUAAAGAAAAGAAUGACCCGGUGCAGGCAAUUGAGUUGAUAAAACUAGCUGCUGCCUGCAGUCUACCAGUUGUGAAGCUUGCUUCUCGGGCAAGAGAGGAAUUUCUACUCUCUGAGGAACAAAAAAUGCUCUGGCUGAACUGGAAGUUGUAUGCAGUGAAAGCAGUGACAGUGAAAGUGGCAAAGAAUAACCACUGCAGCCCUUCUGUUGAAGACUAUCAUUGCAGCAGUUUGUCUGUAAGAAUAUAAAUUGAGUAAAUCUCAAACACCAUUGUCUUUAUGAUCCAGAAUAUUGCACACUAUAAUUUAUUUAUAUGAUGUAAAUUGUAUAAUAAAAUUUGGAUAUGACAGCAAAA
This is a messenger RNA of Protopterus annectens (West African lungfish), 2009 nucleotides long. RefSeq names its product pentatricopeptide repeat domain 3 (gene PTCD3). Lineage: Eukaryota; Metazoa; Chordata; Ceratodontiformes; Protopteridae. The record is from RefSeq and is a predicted model, not a curated record. Gene Ontology annotation, cellular component: mitochondrion. The transcript is spliced from 22 exons. Gene Ontology annotation, molecular function: protein binding; ribosomal small subunit binding; rRNA binding. The coding region runs from base 16 to 1902 and encodes 628 amino acids. Gene Ontology annotation, biological process: mitochondrial translation.